Zychaea mexicana is the source of this 1380-nucleotide messenger RNA. RefSeq lists its product as uncharacterized. Gene Ontology annotation, cellular component: mitochondrial outer membrane translocase complex; mitochondrial outer membrane. The transcript has 6 exons. Gene Ontology annotation, molecular function: transmembrane protein transporter activity; protein binding. Lineage: Eukaryota; Fungi; Mucoromycota; Mucoromycetes; Mucorales; Lichtheimiaceae. The record is from RefSeq and is a predicted model, not a curated record. Bases 1 to 1380 code for a protein of 459 amino acids. Gene Ontology annotation, biological process: tRNA import into mitochondrion; protein import into mitochondrial matrix; protein targeting.
AUGAAGCCCAAAACUUUUGCUCUCGCAACCGCUGGCGCUGUAGUAGCUGCCACCCUGGGCUAUGCCGUUUAUUUUGAUCAUAAGCGACGAAACGAUCCCGAAGUGAGAAAGCAAAUGAAGCGCGAGCGCAAGAAGGUCAAGAAGGCCGCCAAGGCUGCCGAGGACGAAGCCAAGCAAGGGAAGCUCAAGCUUAUUGACUAUGUAUUGGACGCCGUGGCAAAGGAGACUCUGCCAGCAACCGCUGAGGAAAAGGAAAAGUACUUUAUGACUCAAGUGGCUGCUGGCGAGCAGCUUUGCAAUGCAGGCGAGGCAUACUAUAACGAUGCAGUGUUGCCAUUCUUCAAGGCAUUGAAGGUCUACCCCGCUCCUUUGGAACUUAUCAUGAUCUAUCAAAAGACCGUGCCCGAGCCUGUGUUCCAGACAGUUGUCCAGCUGAUGGCACUAGAGCAAAACAAACGUCAGGCCAAGUUCUAUGAGGAGUUCCCGCCGAAGGAGACGCAUGUUCGCCUGGGUGAGCUUCCUGCUGGCGAGACUCCCGAGCACAAGCCUAUUGUCCGCCGUGGAUUGGUGGCAAACGAGGAUUUGAAGGAUGGUCAGACUAUUUAUACUGAGACACCCCUGGUCUCUGGCUUACACCCUGCUCUUGAGGGUGAAUACUGCAACUACUGUUUGAGAAAGGUGCCCGAAGAUAAGGUGACAUGUUCCAACUGCGACAAGGUUGCAUUCUGCAGUGCAGAGUGUGAAAAGGUCGCCACCGAAAACUACCAUCGCUACCUCUGCACCAACAACAAGCCCCAAGAAGGAGAGGCUGAUGUCUCUAACAAGGAGUUGGCCUUUUUCGAAUACACAAAGGAGAACAACGUCAAGUACUCGAGCAUGAUUGCGAAAUUUUUGAGCACCAUGGUUGCUGAAGAGAUGGAGCGCACUCGUAACGGCCAGUCGUCGGACAGCACCUUUAACUCGUGGGAUCACAUCGACCGUUUCCGCUACCUCGAUACCUCUGCCACCGAAAACACAAAACGUGAAAUUGAGAUGCUGAAGGAAAUGUUGGGUACCAAGGUCCAGGGUAUCAACGAGUUCUUGACUGAUGAAAUUUAUUUGAUGCUCAAGGGCAAAAUGCUCUUCAACGCAUAUGGUGUUAACAUCGGUGAAGACGUGGUUGUAUCAGAAUCGAGCGAGCACAUGCGCAAGACAUCUAACGACAAGAAGCCUGUCGGGGCCGCCCUUUACAAAAUCUCCACUUACAUUGGUCAGUCCGAAGCAGAGCCCAACGUCAAGGUCGUCUUCGGCGAUAACCAUGACAUUUCGGUGGUUGCCCUGAAAGAUAUUUCUAAGGACACAGAGCUGCUUGCCUCUUAUUCUUUGCCUGUCCCUGUUUAG